Symsagittifera roscoffensis is the source of this 1389-nucleotide messenger RNA. RefSeq names its product protein ABHD14A-like. The coding region runs from base 9 to 1046 and encodes 345 amino acids. The record is from RefSeq and is a predicted model, not a curated record. Lineage: Eukaryota; Metazoa; Xenacoelomorpha; Acoela; Convolutidae. The transcript has 6 exons. Gene Ontology annotation, cellular component: cytoplasm.
AAAAAUCGAUGUUCAAUUAUUUUUUUUCAGUUAUUAUCUGGAUUAUCUAUAAAACUCACAUGGAAUACAGAAUAGGUGGAGCAAAAUACAGCUGCCUGAUGGGUAAACAAACAAAAUUUUGUCUACAAAUUGCGCUUCUCGUCCUUAUAGUAACCCUUGUUUUCGUGUACUUCAAAUUGCCCUCCGGUGAUUCCCUACCAGAUGGAAGAUUGGAGCCAUCUGGUGAGCCAGAUGCGCUGGACAAAUACUUGAACCAACAGUUUCAGUUUCUUGGAGUUGGAGGUAAACAAAAGAACGCCCUAGAUCCCAAAGUGAAAGAACUGGAACAAUAUCAACAACUAGUGCUAUCGAUCUUACACAAUUCUGAUGCUAACUGUAGACUUACCGAAUUCAUGAUCCGAAAUGGGUCCUGUAAAGCUGGAAUAAAUGAAACGACGUCUUACUCUGACAUUUUGGGCACGCAAGUGUACACUGUGAUGACAACAUGCGCCGGUGAGCACAUGAAGAGGCCGUGGGUUUUGUUUCUUCACGGAAUGGCGUAUACUACUCGAGUGUGGGUCGAAACUAACAUAAUGCGGAUGACUGCCAGUUUUGGGUUCAAUAGCAUCGCCAUUGAUUUACCCGGUUUCGGCAACUCAAAAGGAUCCAAGAAGGUUUCUUCAGAAGUGGAAUUCAUAAAUGAUCUCAUCGAUUCUCUGAAAAUUACAAAGUUUGUCAUUGUGUCGCCAUCUAUGAGUGGGCGUUACUCUAUACCUUAUCUCAAAACGUUGAACCCCAAGUUAGUGGGGUUUGUUGCAGCUGCGCCCACUUCGACUGAACUGCUCACUGGAACAGAUGCCACCACCAUUGAAACUCCAGUGUUGAUUAUGAAGGGGGAGAGAGAUAACCAGUUGGGUAAAGUGUCGCUGGAUAAUCUGGCCCGUCUGAAGCACAGCACAACAUUCAUAGUGCCUGAUGCAGGGCAUCCCUCCUACGUGGACAACACCCCUGUCUUCACUCGAGAGAUGAUCAAGUUCUUAUUGUGCAUGUCAAGUGAGACCCAAUGAUGGUUUGAAGGACAUCAAAUUAAACUCGCGCUAUAUAAAGUAGCUGUUGUAAAAAUGUUUCCUGUGGUCACACUAGUGGUGAAAAUGAACUUUUAAACAUUUCUUUGUAAAAAUUAGCAUAUAACUUAAAUUCCGUCGUCCUCACACUCGCCUUUUAGAGCAGUUUUUUACUGAUAGAGCUUCAUUUUAGCUGAAACUGUUCAUUAAAGUUGCCAAUUUUGUGUUUAUUAGUCAAAUUAAGCUGAAGAUUAUCUUUCACUGUAAAUAUGUAUAUAUUUGUUCGUUUCUAUAUCGAAAAUUUGAAAAGAUAAUCCAAUGAAAAUUUAGAUGGGAAUGGAUGAUU